GCCGGGCGGGGCGGGGCGGCCUCAAAAGGCCGGGCGGCAGUCCCGGGCCGCGUUCUCGGUCAACAUGAGCGGUAAGGGCGGCGAGCGGGAGGAGUUCCUGCGCUUCUUCCCUCAGAUCGUCCGCGACCUGACGGAGGACGGCGUGGGGCACCCGGAGGUGGGCGACGCCGUGGACCGGCUGCGGAAGGUGCUGGAGUACAACGCGCCCGGCGGGAAAUGCAACCGCGGCCUUACGGUGCUGGCUGCCUUCCGGGAGCUGGCGGCUCCCGCAGAACAGGACCCCGAGAGCCUGCGGUGCGCCCUGGCCGUCGGCUGGUGCAUCGAGUUGUUGCAGGCCUUCUUUCUUGUGGCUGAUGACAUCAUGGACUCGUCCCUCACCCGCCGGGGCCAGCCCUGCUGGUACAAGAAGGAGGGGAUCGGUCUGGACGCCAUCAACGAUGCCUUCCUCCUUGAGUCUUGUGUCUAUAGGCUGCUGAAGAAGUACUGUGGGGAACGUCCCUACUACCUGCACCUCUUGGAGCUGUUCCUGCAGACUGGCUACCAGACUGAGCUCGGGCAGGCACUGGACCUCAUCACUGCUCCCAUUUCCCAGGUGGAUUUGAAUCGCUUCAGUGAGCAGAGGUAUAAGGCAAUUGUGAAGUACAAGACAGCCUUCUACUCCUUCUACCUGCCUGUGGCUGCUGCCAUGUACAUGGCUGGGAUUGACAGCAAGGAGGAGCAUGACAACGCCAAAGCCAUCCUGCUGGAGAUGGGGGAAUUCUUUCAGGUCCAGGAUGAUUACCUGGACUGCUUUGGGGACCCAGAGCUGACAGGGAAGGUUGGCACCGACAUCCAGGACAACAAAUGCAGCUGGCUGGUGGUGCAGUGCCUGCGCCGGGUCACGCCUGAGCAGAGGCAGAUCCUGGAGGACAACUAUGGCUGCAAGGAGCCUGAGAAGGUGGCAAAGGUGAAGGAGCUCUAUGAGACUCUGGGCAUGAGAGCUGCUUUUCAGGAGUAUGAGGAGAGCAGCUACCGGCGCCUGCAGGAGCUGGUCCAGAAGCACUCCGGACGCCUCCCCCCGGAGGUCUUCCUGGGCCUGGCUGGGAAGAUUUACAAGCGGCAGAAGUGAUGGAGGGGAGCUGGCUCUGGACUGCUUUGGCCUUUGCUAAGGGCCCCUGGUGGGCUUCGUGCCCCUGGUGGGCUUCGUGCCCCAGGCUGCAGCUGCCUGGAGCUGGGCCCUGCACCCC
Dryobates pubescens (Downy woodpecker) is the source of this 1226-nucleotide messenger RNA. RefSeq names its product farnesyl diphosphate synthase (gene FDPS). The transcript is spliced from 9 exons. The record is from RefSeq and is a predicted model, not a curated record. Lineage: Eukaryota; Metazoa; Chordata; Aves; Piciformes; Picidae. The coding region runs from base 65 to 1108 and encodes 347 amino acids. Gene Ontology annotation, cellular component: cytoplasm. Gene Ontology annotation, molecular function: dimethylallyltranstransferase activity; (2E,6E)-farnesyl diphosphate synthase activity. Gene Ontology annotation, biological process: trans, trans-farnesyl diphosphate biosynthetic process.